AUGGCAUCCGGCUACGAUCGAGCUCUCUCCGUCUUCAGUCCCGACGGUCACGUCUUCCAGGUCGAAUAUGCGCUCGAGGCCGUGAAGCGAGGAACAUGCGCCGUUGGUGUCAAGGGCUCGGACAUAGUAGUACUCGGCUGCGAGAAGCGAUCAGCAAUGAAGCUGCAAGACACGCGUAUCACACCCUCCAAGAUCUGCCUCGUCGACACCCACGUUGCCCUCGCCUUCGCUGGACUGAACGCCGAUGCCCGUAUCCUUGUCGACAAGGCCCGCCUGGAAGCACAAUCACAUCGCUUGACAGUCGAAGACCCCGUAUCGAUAGAGUACAUCACCAAGUAUGUUGCCGGUGUGCAGCAGAGAUACACGCAGAGUGGUGGUGUCCGACCGUUCGGCAUCAGCACGCUAAUAGUCGGCUUCGACCCUAACGACAAGACCCCGCGCCUGUACCAGACUGAGCCCUCUGGUAUCUACUCAGCAUGGAAAGCAAAUGCUAUCGGCCGAUCGAGCAAGACAGUCCGCGAGUUCCUGGAGCGCAACCACAAGGAAGGCAUGGACCGGGAAGAGACGAUCAAACUGACAGUCAAGUCACUACUAGAGGUAGUGCAAACUGGUGCAAAGAACAUCGAGAUCGCGAUCAUGGCGCCUGGAAAGCCCAUCGAAAUGCUGCCUGUCGAAGAUAUCGAGAAGUACGUGGAAAACAUCAACACAGAGAAGCAGGAAGAGGCGGCGAACAGGAGGCCUGGACGGCAGCCCGGUACAGGCCAGGCCGCUAUCCUAACCCGUCAGACCCCAGCUGAGGGCUCAGGAGCCGACUUUAUGAACCUGUAUAAUGCAGAUACGACCAGCUAG
Alternaria burnsii is the source of this 849-nucleotide messenger RNA. Its product is annotated as proteasome subunit alpha type-7. The record is from RefSeq and is a predicted model, not a curated record. The coding region runs from base 1 to 849 and encodes 282 amino acids. Lineage: Eukaryota; Fungi; Ascomycota; Dothideomycetes; Pleosporales; Pleosporaceae. The transcript is spliced from 5 exons. Gene Ontology annotation, biological process: ubiquitin-dependent protein catabolic process. Gene Ontology annotation, cellular component: nucleus; proteasome core complex, alpha-subunit complex; proteasome core complex.